Daldinia loculata is the source of this 657-nucleotide messenger RNA. RefSeq lists its product as uncharacterized. The record is from RefSeq and is a predicted model, not a curated record. The transcript has a single exon. The coding region runs from base 1 to 657 and encodes 218 amino acids. NCBI's taxonomy places the organism in Eukaryota, Fungi, Ascomycota, Sordariomycetes, Xylariales, Hypoxylaceae.
AUGCCAUACAACAUCGUUAACGUGGCCGCCGCGCCUGUGACUGAUGAUGACCCGAGUGCUGAACAAUCGAUCGCGUUAAGCCGCAUAGCAAGAAAGCCACUCGUCCAACUCCGACCUGACCCGAUCCUCAUCGCUGUGGUAGGAUUCCUGGAGUGGGUGAUGAAAAUACUGUGCCAUGCCAUGCAACAUCGUCAACCUCGUCGUCGCUCCGUACGUAAGCAAUCGAUCACGAUACCGCGCCGCGCAGCUCCAACGCAACUGCACCGUCAGACGAAGGACCGCACGCCGCUGACAACAGGGACGAUCGUUGUGCACAUGCGACACCGUCAUCGUUGUCGUCGCGUUUGUGAGCAGUUGAUCACGACGUUGUGUUGCGUGACGGGAUGGCCACCCGUGCAACUCGGGUUGCGCGGGGGCAAUGCCGUGCCAUGUCGUGCGACAUCGUCAACGUCGCCGUCGCUGUGCCGCACAACAGGAUGGCCACCCGCGCAACUCGCCGAACUGCAACGUGCAACGGUGGGCGGACCGUGGGCACCGGAGGAUGCGGCCGGGUGUGCAAGCCGCGAACGCCGGGGACGAGCGCUGCGGACAUGCGGGAAGCGACCGCCGUGCGAAGCGAAGCGAAGCGAAGCGAAGGGGUUAAGGGUUAAGGGUUAG